Esox lucius (northern pike) is the source of this 6753-nucleotide messenger RNA. Its product is annotated as alpha-tectorin. NCBI's taxonomy places the organism in Eukaryota, Metazoa, Chordata, Actinopteri, Esociformes, Esocidae. The transcript is spliced from 25 exons. The coding region runs from base 35 to 6283 and encodes 2082 amino acids. Gene Ontology annotation, biological process: cell-matrix adhesion. Gene Ontology annotation, molecular function: protein binding. The record is from RefSeq and is a predicted model, not a curated record.
AAGGGUGGAUUCUUAGAAACAGGUGCUUGUGACAAUGGGAAGUCAAAACAUGCUUUCUGUGUUGCUGUUGUUGAUGAUAUGUGACGUGACUAAUGCUGUUUCUGCUCCACUCUAUCCAUUUGGGUCGGGAGACACUGAGAAUCCCAGAUUAGAUGAUGGAGGCUCCCCUCUUAUAGCCCUGCAACACCCAUUUGUGUAUUUUGGAACCACCUACAAUCAGAUAUAUGUUAACAACAAUGGAGACCUGACGUUUACCGAACCAUGGAACACGUUCGCACCAUAUGUGUUUCCUGGAUAUUCCACAAGAGAUCUCAUAGCUCCAUUCUGGACUGACAUGGACAAUCGAUUGAAUGGAGUCAUUUCAUACCAGCAGUACACCAGUGGUAGUGUUCUUCAACAGGCAACACAAGACAUCAAUCUGUACUUCCCAAAUCUGGGCUUCUCUGCUAAUUGGGUCUUCAUUGCUACAUGGGAUAGGGUCCCCUACUACCCUACCACAUCAACAGAAACCACCUUCCAAGUGGUUCUGAUAACUGGUGCCCAACGCUCUUUUGUCCUGAUGAACUAUGGGGUUAUUGCACUGGCACAGCGCAACGUUCAGGCUGGCUAUGACACAGUCAACUCUAUCAACUUCUUCUCAAUCCCUGGGUCAUUUCAAAGCAAUUUUACAGUUUUCAGCACCACCAGUAAUGUCAAUGUUGCAGGCCGCUGGGCCUUCCGCACAGACCAAGGAUCUAGAGGCUGUACUUUCAAUGGCUCUCCGGUCCAGUUGGGUUACUCAUUUUGGAGUGACAACAGCUGCAGACAGAGGUGCACAUGCACCAGCAGUGGCAUGCAGUGCCAGAACCAGCCCUGCUCUUUUUCCCAAAUCUGUCGUCCCGACACUUUCCAGUUCUCCUGUCAAACGAUUCAACGCAGCACCUGCACCAUUUCAGGUGACCCCCACUACUACACCUUCGACGGGCGCCUUUUCCACUUUCAGGGUACCUGCACCUAUGUCCUGUCGGAGGAGUGUGGCAUUGGUUUGCCUUACUACCGCGUAGAAGGAAAGAACGAGCACCGCGGAAGCACCCAUGUGGCUUGGACUCGUAUGGUGAGGGUGUCAGUCUACAACACGGAGAUAGAGAUGGUCACAGGACACCGAGCUGAAGUAAAGAUCAAUGGAACCUUCGCCUCCACCCCGUUUUCACUCCGAAAUGGCACCAUCCAGGUUUACCAAUCUGGUUUCUCGGUGGCAGUCAGCACCGACUUUGGUCUGCUUGUGACGUACGAUGCCUACCAUUAUGUCACAAUCAAUGUACCUGCUGACUAUUUCAACAGCACAUGCGGUCUGUGCGGAACAUUCAACAACCACCCCGAGGAUGAUUUCCGCUCCCGCUCGGGACUGGUCCUGGCCUCUGAUGUUGACUUUGCUAACAGCUGGCAGUCAGCGGAGGAUGAUGACCCAGCCUGUCAUAGGAUCCAGUGUGCUGGGUUAAGCUGUGCCAGCUGCACAGAUGCUCAGAGAAGUCUCUAUGGCAACAAUGCCUACUGUGGCAUCCUCCAGGACCCAACUGGACCGUUCGCCCCAUGCCACGCCCAGCUUCCCCCACAGACCUAUGUGGAGAACUGCCUCUAUGAUCUGUGCGUUGGGGGAGGGUACCAGCCCAUCCUGUGCCAGUCCCUCAACGCGUAUGCCACCCAGUGCCAACAAAGGAACAUACACCCGGGACUGUGGAGGAGACAAGGAUUCUGUGAAAUCUCCUGCCCAGCCAACAGUCACUUUGAGUCCCAGGGCACAGGCUGUCCCGCCACCUGCAACAACCUUAACGCCUCCAUUGGCUGCCCCCUACCUUCCCAGGAGAGCUGUAUCUGUAACACGGGUUACGUCCUCAGUGCGGGGGUGUGCGUACCCCUCGCCCAGUGUGGCUGUACCUUUGAGAACCGCUACUACAGUUCUGGAGCGACCAUCAUCCUGGACGAGAACUGUGGCAGGCGCUGCAGCUGCAACCAAGGAACCAUGACUUGUUAUUCCAAUAGGUGUAGUGAACUUGAGGCCUGCGUGGUGGUGGAUGGGGAGAGGGGCUGCAGACCCACCAGCUACUCCACCUGCUUGGUGGAGGGACAAGGACUUUACCGCACUUUCGAUGGAGUCUCUUUCCAGUACCCCGGGGCUUGUGGUUUGAUUGUGUCCAGGGUGAUGGGCUCGUCCCUUUACCCUCACUUUGUGGUUACAGUAGAGAAAGUGCCCACAGGUCAGCAGGGCUUUCACCGACUGCUUAAGUUUGAGGCGGAGGGGACACAGGUGGCCAUUGAGAUGGGAAGUGGGAGUGUUGUGCAGGUGGACGGUCAGUUGGUCCAAGUGCCCUUCAGCACCGUGUCUGGCCGCAUCCAAGUCUUCCACAGUAGUAUCUACAGCAUUGUCCUCCGCACCGCCUUCGGUGUCACCGUACAAACUGACUGGCCUCACUUGGUCCGCAUCACUGCACCGGGCACUUACAACAACUCUCUCGGUGGCCUGUGCGGCAACUACAAUGGCAACGGGGCGGACGAAUUCAGCACCCCAGAUGGUGUCCCGGUCAACAACUCUAUGCUCUUUGGGGACAGUUGGCGGGAUGGAUCCCUCUCUGCAUUCUGUGUAGAACCUUGGGGGGAGCCAAGAACUGGGCAGAACACCAGUGCUUACUAUUCUGACCAGUCAUGCGGCCUCAUAGCUUCACCUCGAGGACCAUUCUCUUUGUGCCAAAGCAUGUUGGAACCUCGCCAGCGAGUGGAGGAGUGUGUGCAGAGUUUGACUUUGUCAGGCGGGGCGCAGGAGGUCCUGUGUGAGGCUCUUCGAGAUUACGCUCUGCUGUGCCAACAGAACGGCAUCACAAUUGGAGACUGGAGGAGUAUCACUGAUUGCAGACAAACCUGUCCCACCAACAGCCACUAUGUCCUGUGUGGCACCUCUUGUCCUGCUUCCUGUCCCAGUCUUACCUUCCCCUUUUCCUGUGUCGCUACGUGCCAGGAGGGAUGCCAGUGUAAUGACGGCUUCCUGCUCAGCGCCAACCAAUGCGUAGUGCCAACUGGCUGCGGAUGCACCUACCACGGGCGUUACCGCCAAGGUGGAGAGAGUUUCUGGGACGGAGAUAUGUGCCAGAGCCAGUGCACCUGUAACGGCACCACCGGAGCAGUCCAAUGCACCCCAUAUGCCUGUGCUCCCGACGAGUCCUGCCGCGUGGUGGACGGUGAGUACGGCUGCCACCCCAACCCCAGUGGCACCUGCUCAGCCUCCGGGGACCCCCACUACCGCACAUUUGAUGGGAAGACAUUCGAUUUUCAAGGCACCUGCCGCUACGUCUUGGCUACACUUUGUGGGAACACCACAAGAGGGCUGCAGCCCUUUUCGGUGGAGGCCAGGAAUGAGCAAUGGAACGGGUUAACGGUUUCCAUCACGGCUGAGGUGUUCGUCAACGUGUGGAACCACCAGGUGCACAUUUCCAGGAACAGGGUUGGAGUGGUUGAGAUAGAUGGUGUGACCAGCAACUUGCCUAUCCUCUUGAAUGGAGGACAGGUUUCCAUCUACGCGAGUGGAUUCCGCACAUUUGUCAUCUCUGACUUUGGCCUGAGUGUCAGCUAUGAUGGCUCAAGUGUUGUGUCCAUCUCUGUCCCCUCCAAUUACAGUGGAAAGACCUGUGGGCUGUGCGGAAACUUCAAUGGCAAUAGCAAUGAUGACUUCCUCACCCCCUCCCAAGCUCUGGUGUCUACUCCAAUCCUGUUUGGUAAUUCCUGGAAGGUAGAGGACAACUACACCUGCAGUGAGGGCUGUGGAGCCUUCUGUCCAACCUGCGCCGACCCAACUUCCGCUCGUUCCCAGUGCGACAUAAUCAGGGUUGUUGAUGGACCUCUGAGCUUUUGUCACAGCCAGGUGGACCCUGAGCCAUACUUCAACGACUGUGUGUUUGACGUUUGCCUGUCUGGGAACAGAGGCCAGGAUGUUCUAUGCAGGGCUAUUCAGACAUAUGUGAGCGCCUGCCAGUCUACCAACACUAGGAUAUAUCCCUGGAGACAGAAUACCACUUGCAGGAUUGAUUGUCCAGCGAACAGCCACUAUGAGCUUUGUGGCACAUACUGUGGACACACGUGUGCCAGCAGCAUUGAUGCCAGCUGUGAGCAGAGCUGCUCUGAGGGUUGCUUCUGUGAUCCAGGUUACCUCAGGAGCGCAGGCCGUUGUGUUCCUGUAGAACAAUGUGGCUGCCAGUACAAUGGCUACUAUUACAAUGUUGGUGAGUCGUUCUGGACCAAUGGCUGCUCUCAACACUGUCAGUGCUACGCCCCCAAUGACCUGCGCUGCUCGGCCACAUCCUGCACCCCCAAACAGGAGUGCACCAUCAGAAAUGGCCGCCUUGGCUGCUUAAGCACCUUGUCCACAUGCACGGUCUGGGGUGACCCCCAUUAUGUCACCUUUGAUGGGGCUUUGGCACAUUUCCAGGGCACCUGCUCCUAUGAAAUUGCCAAGACCUGCAACCAGUCCAGCAAUGACUUCGCAUUUCGUGUGGUAGCCACUAACCGUCACCGCGGCAACAACCAUGUAUCGUUUGUGUCACUGGUGGAUGUUUGGCUGUCCAGCAGAGGAGUUCAGACCCAUGUCUCCAUUGAACAGAGCAAAAGAGUGACGGUGAAUGGGAACGAAGUCGCUAUCCCCUCCUCUGUCGGCUCAAUUGCCGGACUGGUGCAGGAGCAGGGCUACGUGGUGCUUAACUCCAGUGACCUCGAGGUCCAAUACGAUGGCCAGAGCACCCUACUUGUCAGACUGGCCAGAAGCCACCAAGGCCUGGUGUGUGGGAUGUGCGGCAAUCUCAACGGGGACCCAGGCGAUGACAAAGUUCUGCCCAACGGCACUCUGGCAACAAGUGACAAUUACUUUGGCGAUGGUUGGAAGGCAGACAUUAGCCAGCCCGGAUGCGGGGCAUCCGAUAACAGAGAUGGAAAUGGUGACUGCCCCUUCAGGCAGGAAUACACUGACCUCUGUAGCAUCAUCACCAACACCACUGGCCCUUUCAGUGCCUGCCACCUGCACGCUGACCCCCAGCCAUACUUCACUUCCUGUGUCUACGAUCUUUGCCAGUACACUUCUGCCAAUGGGAUGCUAUGUUCUGCAGUGGCGACUUAUGAGGCAGUCUGCUCCAGCUUGGAUGUCAAUAUCCAAGAUUGGCGAACAGCUCUGCUGUGUGCUGAUCCUGACCCAUGCAAUAAUCUGGGCUGCACUGAUGAUGAGUGGUGCGGGGAGAAGGAUGGAAUCUACGGCUGUUUCUGUAAUGAAAACAACCCUCGGCCAAACAACGACAGCUAUGAUUCAUAUACGACUUGCUCCAGCAGCUCAGCCAACAUGUCUCUGUCCCGUUGCCAGCUCUUUGAGGCUGGUUUCUCCCCUGAGGUCCUGCACCUCACUGACUCCUCCUGCCAUGGGACCGUCCGAAAUGGACGUGUGGAAUUCCGCUUCGACAACGACAACCAACUUUGCGGGACGAUUCUUACAAACAAUGGUUCUUACUUGAUCUAUCAGAACUUCAUCCGGGGUGAAGUGGAGCACAGCAGAGGGUUGAUCAACCGUGAGAGAGAGAUCAACAUGCGCUUCAGCUGCGAGUACCUCAUGUCCCAGUCUUUGUCCAUGCCCAUGGACCUCAACCCUCUGGAGAGCGUUGUGACCAAGAGGCUUCCCUCUGGUACAGGCCGCUACCAAAUGUGGAUAACGCCAUACCAGGAUGCCGGCUUCCUCCACCCGUUCUCCGGUUCUCAUGUCAGUGUGGAGAUUGAUCAGAUGAUUUACAUUGCUGUUCGAGUAGACGGAGUGGACAGUCGUCAGAUCUCCACGGUCCUAGACUCAUGUUGGGCCACACCAGUCAACAACCCAGACUACGCUGUCCGCUGGAAUCUUAUCACUAGAGAGUGCCCUAACCCUGAAGAUGGCACGGUGGCACUGAUCCAAAACGGUGUCUCUACAACAGCCCGCUUCUCCUUCCGGAUGUUUACCUUCACCAGGAAUUCAUCCACGGUCUACUUACACUGCCAGAUCCACCUUUGUCUGCUGCGUGGCAACGACUGCACCGCCCACUGCUACCCAGGUUACCACGGCAGAGGACGCAGGGAUGUUUCCUUCCACGACACCUCUGCCAUUUCCAUGGGACCUCUUGUUUUGAAUGCAAGAGACAGAGAUACGUGGAUUCCCAUUACGGACAGGAAGAGUGACGCCCCAGGUCAGAUUGGCACUCUGGUGACCCUGCAGCUCUUGGUCCUCCUGAGUGUCACAAUGCUGAUUUAGCAAUAGCAUGUAUGGGAAACAUAGGCUUAGGUCCCGCCACGAACAAUUAUUUUGUUACUUUAAAUUAGGGUGAUGGGGUAGAUAUAAGAAUAGAUAUAGGGGUAUUGUCUUACACAAUGAAGGGGAUCAAUCUUUUUUAUACUUUUAUUCAUGGUAACAAAACUGUUUGAUUUAAAUGGUGACAGUGUUUAUUUGCGUUUACAAUGAAGGAGAUUAACUUUUACUGUAAAAUGUUUCAUACUAACAUUAAUUUUUGAUUGAAGUGUUGAGGUUAACAAUGAUGGGAAUCAGCCUUUACCGUAAUAUCAUUCAUGUCAAUAAAAAUGAUUAAGUUAGUGACAGUGGAAAGGUUUACCUGUCAAAUAUGCAGUAAUAACAUGAAUUCAAUGCAAUUCCCUCAUGCCAAUCAAAAUGUAAUCCUGUUUAGAUUGUUUACAAUUAAUAAACUAUAUAUUUAAUUGCAUCUAUGA